CUAGAUCACCUAGUCUCGCGGGUCGCUUCAAUUGACGUGAAUGGAAAGACCUAUCCAAACGCCGGGAGGCGAGCCCGCACCGCCGUGCUCCUCCUGGUUUGGAUGCUCUGCUCUAUCAACAGCCGGUGACAAUGCAGAAAAUCGAAGUUUUUAAGGCCUACCUUCAUUUCCUUGUAUUCGCUACUACACAGUAAAUUUCAGCGUCAAUCAGCGUAAAAGGAUAAAAAAUACAUCAAGUGGUCUAGCCUGAUAAGCCUAGUUUCUUCGGCGGUGGUCCAAAUUAUGGCGCUAUUGCGGAUCGACCCAAACGUUUUAGGUCAAAGAAAGCGGAAAAAGAUGUUGGCAAUAUUGGCUGUAGGGAUGCUAAUAUCAGGACUCCAGUUCGGAUCAGUGCUCCAUCUUUGGCGAUUUCAAAAUGUCAUUUUCCCUGCCUCUCCAAAUUCUGAUACGAUGCUUUACACUGGAAGUAUUGUCACCAGUCUUCCUCAGCCCAGUGAGUCGCCGCGACCAAUUGCGAACAACGCCAAUGACUUAAAUGGAUCCUCUCUUGUAUCGCAGCCACACAAUGCAACAAACGUAGUCCCAAAUGGGACUUCACUUUGCGAGGAAUGUUGGAAGAUUGUACAAAAGGCCCCUCGCGUCAACCUAUCUUUUGCCCCGAUUCCGACGGAUAGUCAUCCCUACAUGGGAGCUCGCGAUGCCAGAGGACAAUGGGGCUAUGUCCAUAACGUCUACAACUUGCAACAGAAUCCGCCACAUCCGCAAGGGUGGUCGUUUACAAAAGUCCUUGAAAAUCGUAGAUACUGCGACGUGCGCGACGACCAUUGGACUGCCUUGCAGCGCAUCCAAUUACCCAAGUUGCCAAGGACUGUUUCCGAGCUAACGCCGGCAUCCGCAACGAAGAUCCUGUGUGCUGUGUAUAGUUCCGAGCCCUUUCACCAUAAACUCCACGCAAUUCGAGAAACUUGGGCUCCCAAGUGUGACGGCUUUUUCGUGGCAUCGAACUUGACAGAUGCAUCGCUAGAUGCCGUCGACAUUCCGCACGAGGGGAUAGAAUCGUACAGAAAUAUGUGGCAAAAGGUACGGUCGCUGCUAUCCUACGCGUACGCAAACUACUACAACGAGUUUGAUUGGUUUCAUAUUGGUGGGGACGAUUUGUGGGUCAUUGUCGACAAUCUCAGGGAGUAUUUGCACAGUGACGAGAUUCGAAUCGCCGCCAACGGUGGGAUUGAAUUCGGAAGCCAUUCUGCCUUUCUAGACAAUGAGACACAAGUUCCGCUUCUUUUAGGAUGCCACUUUGCUCAAGGGGGCAAACUUUCACAGCUGUAUAUAACCGGAGGACCAGGCUAUACACUGAACAAAGCAGCACUGAAACUACUUGUCACAGAGGGAAUGGACUACUUUCAGCACAAAAUUACUUCGACGGAAGACGUACUUGUAUCUCGAAUCUUCCGCACACUAAGUGUGGAUCCCUAUCCGACCCUAGAUCCCGUCGGAGCAGAACGUUAUCAUCACUUUACUCCUGGUCAGCACUUCAACGCAACCAGGAGGAUGUAUCAUUGGUACCACGUCUGGAAACGGCCAUUCCCGAAGAACCCCAUUGGUCCCAACCAUUCCUCAACACGGAGCGUGGCGUUUCACUCGGUUAAUAGUGAAGACAUGCGGCAUUUUCAUGUUCUCACGGAAGGUCUCUGCAAUUCAUAAUAGACCAUGUAAAGUCAAAUAGUGUACACAGAUUUUCUAGAAA
Phaeodactylum tricornutum CCAP 1055/1 is the source of this 1747-nucleotide messenger RNA. RefSeq lists its product with no specific name. The coding region runs from base 283 to 1704 and encodes 473 amino acids. The transcript has a single exon. NCBI's taxonomy places the organism in Eukaryota, Bacillariophyta, Bacillariophyceae, Surirellales, Neidiaceae. The record is from RefSeq and is a predicted model, not a curated record. Gene Ontology annotation, molecular function: N-acetylgalactosaminide beta-1,3-galactosyltransferase activity.